UAACAAUGAUUACAUUUUAUUUGUGACUGUUGGACAUGAAGCGCUGGAGGAACAAGUGUCAACGUAUGCUGUAGUGAAAAAAACACAGCAGUUGGUCAGAGUGUGAAACGGAAACAUGACAGCUGUAAAUAGCGAGCAUUGAGUUUUAUGCUCAGAUCCUCUUCAGAUGCUCGGACUUCAGUUUGUCUCUUGCCAAACCAGAGCGACGCGUCACCAGUGUAGGACGUGAAGAUGGACCACGUUUUGCUCUGUGUGCUGGAUUUCCUGAUUCUCAGUUUUCUCUGCUGUGGAAACUCUCAAGUGGCAACAAAGUCAGUCCUGACUGUGUCUCCAUCAUGGCUGAGUCCUGGAGCUUCAGUGACUCUGAGCUGUGAGGUUAAACCUUCAUCUGCAGGAUGGAGGUUCUACUGGUAUAAAGUUGUUCCUGAUCUGUCACAGAACAACUACAGAUAUGAGCUGCUGCCUGGUAACAUCAGUGGGACUGUAGAGAACUCCUCCAUCAUUACUGGACAGAAACACACAGCAGGAUUUGCAUGUAGAGCUGGAAGAGGAAGUCCAGAGAUCUUCACUGAUUACAGUGGACCAAAGUUCAUCUGGUCUGCAGAUCCUCAUCCAGCAGCUUCUCUCUCAGUGAGUCCUGACAGAGAGCAACACUUCACCUCUGAGUCUGUGACUCUGAACUGUGGAGGAAACUCUACUGAGUGGAGAGUGAAGGAGUUUAUAAAAAACUAUGAUAAGUGGAGAGAGAUGGGGUUUGAAGAUUACUCUUAUGGGUUAAGUUUUUGGGAUGAAGAUGAUGAAAUGACCUCUGAACACCAGAUGUCAGAUUGCUCCAACUCGUGGAAAAUGACUGGUUCCUCAUGUACCAUUGACAUUCAAUGGUCCCAUAAAGCAGUGUACUGGUGUGAGUCUGUUUCAGGAGAGUUCAGCAAUGCAGUCAACAUCAGCAUAAAUGAGGCACCAGAUUCUGUCCUGACUGUGUCUCCAUCAUGGCCGAGUCCUGGAGCCUCAGUGACUCUGAGCUGUGAGGUUAAACCUUCAUCUGCAGGAUGGAGGUUCUACUGGUAUAAAGUUGUUCCUGAUCUGUCACAGAACAACUACAGAUAUGAGCUGCUGCCUGGUAGCUUCAAUGGGACUGUAGAGAACUCCUUCAUCAUUACUGGACAGAAACACACAGCAGGAUUUGCAUGUAGAGCUGGAAGAGGAAACCCAGAAUAUUUGACUGAUUCCAGUAAACCAACAUUUGUCUGGACCACAGAUCCUCAUCCAGCAGCUUCUCUCUCAGUGAGUCCUGACAGAGAGCAACACUUCACCUCUGAGUCUGUGACUCUGAACUGUGGAGGAAACUCUACUGAGUGGAGAGUGAAGCAGUUUAGAGAAAACUCUUAUGGGUUGAUAGGUUUUUGGGAUGAAGAUGAUGAAAUAACCUCUGAACACCAGAUGUCAGAUUGCUCCAACUUGUGGGAAAUGACUGGUUCCCCAUGUACCAUUAACAGUCACCGGUCCCAUAAAGCAGUGUACUGGUGUGAGUCUGUAUCAGGAGAGUUCAGCAAUGCAGUCAACAUCAGCAUAAAUGUUGCACCAGAUUCUGUCCUGACUGUGUCUCCAUCAUGGCCGAGUCCUGGAGCCUCAGUGACUCUGAGCUGUGAGGUUAAACCUUCAUCUGCAGGAUGGAGGUUCUACUGGUAUAAAGUUGUUCCUGAUCUGUCACAGAAAAACUACAGAUAUGAGCUGCUGCCUGGUAGCUUCAAUGGGACUGUAGAGAACUCCUUCAUCAUUACUGGACAGAAACACACAGCAGGAUUUGCAUGUAGAGCUGGAAGAGGAAACCCAGAAUAUUUCACUAAAUACAGUGAACCAAAGUUCAUCUGGUCUGCAGAUCCUCAUCCAGCAGCUUCUCUCUCAGUGAGUCCUGACAGAGAGCAACACUUCACCUCUGAGUCUGUGACUCUGAACUAUGGAGGAAACUCUACUGAGUGGAGAGUGAUGGGGUUCACAGAAAUAACCAAAGUGUUAUUUGUAUCACAUUGCUCCAACUGGGGGAAAAUGACUGGAUCUUCAUGUACCAUUAACAGUCGCUGGUUCCAUACAGCAGUGUACUGGUGUGAGUCUGGAUCAGGAGAGUUCAGCAAUGCAGUCAACAUCAGCAUAAAUGAUGAAGGUCUUCUCCUGGUGAGCCCCGUCCAUCCUGUGACUGAAGGAGCUUCUGUUACUCUGAGCUGCAGACUGAGAGGAGAAAACCAACUUUCUAAUGUGAUUUUCUAUCAUAAAGACAAACUGAUCCAAAGUGACAGCAGAGGAGAGCUGAAUAUCUCUGCAGUGUCUCAGUCAGAUGAAGGUUUCUACAAGUGUGAACAUUCAGGAAAAGUUUCACCUCAGAGCUGGAUGGCAGUUAAAGCUGCCUCCAGACCUGGAAGCUCUUCUUUCCCUGUUCUGUUGCUCGUCGGAUCAGUGAUUGGAAUCAUCGUUCUGAUUCUCCUGCUGCUGAUUUGUUACGUCCAAAAGCCAAAAUGUUGUGGUUCAGAGCAGCCAGUCGGUCAGGAUGAACAUCUGCAUCAAGUUUACUCCUCUCUCCUACAUGGUGACCUUUGUGUCUAUGAAACAUUCAGAGACCUUGAAAACUCUGGAAAUGGGCAACUUGAUGAAUCAGAGAAGAUCUCUGACAAAGUUGAUGCAACUUCAGAAUGAAAGAGAAAAGUCCAUGGAAUGAAGUUCAUCAGAACCAUAACAGGAAAAUCUAAAUUUACUCACCAUCAGACGUUUUCCUGUAACAUCUCUCUGUCAUGCAAAAAAAGAGGAUAAACUGUAUAUAUAUAUAUGUUUUUUAUAUUUGCUUUUUGAUUUUUCUUAGUCAUGUUUAUUAUGUUUUGCAUUUGUUGUCAAUAUAGGGAAUCAGAGUUUUCUGUAGCUUUACUGGCAUUUUUUAUUUGAUCUGAUAUACAAUCAAACGAAUCGUCCACAGCUGGUGCCUGAACUACCGAAGCCUUUUUAGAGCCUGACUGUAAUGGAGUGAUAGCGCCAUCCAGAGGACAGUAGUAAUAUGGCCGAUAGUCCAUGUAAUACAGCAAUAGUAAAUAAGGGCUAAUUGUAAACUGUGGUCAAAGUGUAACACACAGUAUGUAUAUUCUGUGUAUAAUCUUCUUUUGUGCAAACUAUUUACUACUUAAAUUCUCUCCUACAACGAUCUAGUUCUGCCUACACUUUACACUCCAACAUUUUUCUUGCUCCUGUGUUUGAGCAUAAAAAGGGAAUCAAACAUUUAGUGUGACGGCUCCUACAGCAAGGAAUCAGCUCCAGUUUGUGUCAUUACUUUUAACUGUUUUGUAUUUUGUUUUAAAACUUGUGCAUAUGUUUGCAUUUCUUUUACUUUUCUGUAACCAGCUUGUUGUGUGUUGCAGAUUUCUGCCCAGGUUCCUGUUGAAAAUGAGAUCUGGAUCUCAAUGGGGUUUUUACCCGGAUAAAUAAAGGAACUAAAUAAGAUAAAAUAAAUAUUUUUAACCAUCAGA
This is a messenger RNA of Xiphophorus hellerii (green swordtail), 3506 nucleotides long. RefSeq lists its product as uncharacterized. The coding region runs from base 232 to 2688 and encodes 818 amino acids. Gene Ontology annotation, molecular function: transmembrane signaling receptor activity. Gene Ontology annotation, biological process: immune response; cell surface receptor signaling pathway. Gene Ontology annotation, cellular component: external side of plasma membrane. NCBI's taxonomy places the organism in Eukaryota, Metazoa, Chordata, Actinopteri, Cyprinodontiformes, Poeciliidae. The transcript has 14 exons. The record is from RefSeq and is a predicted model, not a curated record.